Messenger RNA from Peromyscus californicus insignis, 2849 nucleotides. RefSeq names its product LHFPL tetraspan subfamily member 1 (gene Lhfpl1). Bases 348 to 1010 code for a protein of 220 amino acids. Gene Ontology annotation, cellular component: membrane. The record is from RefSeq and is a predicted model, not a curated record. The transcript is spliced from 3 exons. NCBI's taxonomy places the organism in Eukaryota, Metazoa, Chordata, Mammalia, Rodentia, Cricetidae.
AUUGGUUCCAUAUUGUGUGUCAAGAGUAAUAAGCCAACUGAACAGGCUCCAUUUGGAUUGCCAUAGCAGUCACUAAUUCAAUUCUGUGACUCUUCCACUGCAGCCUAGCGACUAUAGAACUCUGAACUAGGCAGAAGGAAAGGAUGAUGGAAAGCAAUAUCCCACAAAGACCCAAAUGACAUUUGAGAGAAUGAUCUCCUCCAGAAGCAAGAGCCACAUGGCACGUCUGUGAGUCCCAGUACCUGCCAACCUGAUGAAAACAGGCCAGUGGAGCCUACAUCGUAAUUUGUCGCUUUUGCUGCUGUGAACCAUCUCAUCUUCCCAUCCUUUCAGAGAGACCUGAAACCAUGAGGAGCAGCCUUACCCUGGUAGGCACCUUCUGGGCCUUCCUGUCCUUAGUUACUGCUGUGGCCAGUUCUGCCAGUUACUUCCUUCCUUAUUGGCUGUUUGGAUCACAGCUAGGAAAGCCAGUAUCUUUCAGCACAUUCAGGAGAUGCAACUAUCCGGUGAGGGGAGAUGGGCACAAUCUGAUCAUGGUGGAAGAAUGUGGGCGCUAUGCCAGCUUCACCGCCAUACCAAGCCUGGCAUGGCAGAUGUGCACAGUGGUGACAGGUGCCGGCUGUGCUCUGCUGCUCCUGGUGGCAUUGGCUGCUGUCCUAGGAUGCUGCAUGGAGGAACUCAUCUCUAGAAUGAUGGGGCGUUGCAUGGGAGCCGCACAGUUUGUAGGAGGGCUGCUGAUAAGCUCAGGCUGUGCAUUAUAUCCUUUAGGAUGGAACAGCCCGGAGGUAAUGCAAACAUGUGGAAAUGUCUCCAAUCAGUUUCAGUUAGGAACCUGUAGACUUGGCUGGGCCUAUUACUGUGCUGGGGGCGGAGCCGCUGCAGCCAUGUUGAUCUGUACCUGGCUCUCUUGCUUUGCUGGAAGAAAUCCCAAGCCAGUCAUGUUGGUGGAGAGCAUCAUGAGGAAUACCAAUUCUUAUGCCUUGGAGCUUGAUCACUGCCUCAAACCUUAAGCUUUGAAAGAAGAUUUACUGAAGAGGGUGGGAAGGGGAGGGAAACAAGCCUUGGAAAGAGGUAUUAAGCCGAGGCAGCCACCUACUAGUAGUGUAGCUUAGUGCUUGCAUGCUUUGGAACCACUUGCCAUUCAUUUUCACAUUCCCAUAGAACUCUAAGUCCAUGCCAAUCUAUACAAUUCAUCUAGUACAAUGAUUCUCUCACGCAUUUGACAAGAGUUUCCACUGACCACACAAGUUCCAUUGAGACCAUUUAUGCAAAACAAGAUCCUUACUUGAAAAGUCACUGUACAAGCAAGAAACUGCUCAGAGUUCUAUAAUACUUCCUUCCCACUUACUUUAAACCUUAGAUGCUGUUCAGUAGCAGUUGUACUGAGAGGCACUAGGAGCUGGACUAAGCUGGUUCCCAUCCAUUCAUUUGCAUGGCUCUCCCUGCAAUAUUUAUUGUUACCCACAAACAUAUCUCGAGUAUCACUAUGCAAAAUUUUUGUGACUUUCUCAGGUCUCUACUUUGUCCUGUUUUUCUCUCUCCUCAUGCAUGGGAAAGCUUGGUGGAAGGGUAACUUCAGAGGGGAAAACAUUAAUCAUAUUUGCUUGCAUAUAGUCUGGGCACCUUUCACAUUAUGCUUUAGACUAUUUAUAGAAUUUUCUACUCUUUCUGGGCAAUUGGUAUCAAAAUAUAAUGGCAAAGUAUUCCCUAAACCCUUCUAGAUACAGAAAUGUUGUUCAUUGACUAUUUUGAGUCAAGGCUAACAUUAGUGAGGUGUUCAAUAAAUAUGCAGUCUCAGUGAUGAUGACAAGGAUGUUUUCGCUGUAUUCUCCUUGAAAAUUUUACCAGAGUUUAUUAUGUGACUAGGAAGUCUGCAGUGACAUUUGUCCCAGUGAUCAUCUGUAGUGUGAUAGAAGUUUCUCUGUCUGCUUUAAUGACUGCUCUUCAAAUCAUCUUGCUUCCAUCUGGAAUGAGUUAGAUAUGAAAGAAUACAGCCAUGAUGUCACCUAGGGCUGAAGUAUUUUUAGGCCUGGCUUCUAUCCCAUCUGUGAUCAAGGCUGAUGGAUGAUGGAGAAUUUGGUGUCUCCCCAGGGGAAAUUAGUCUCACCCCUUCCCUCAGCUCAUUAAGGCCAGUGUUAUUAUUCCAUAACUCCAGCUUUAGGGACAAGGGAAGGAUUGUAAUUCAAAAGGCCAGCUCAUCUGUUUUUACUCCUAAACAUUCCACCAUCGAUUUGGUCCUCCUAGAGGGAAAACCUAACAAAGCUGGCUUGAUUAAUUGUAGACCAUACCAUAAAGAGUCAGAGUUCUUAUGUUUGCCUCAUGCAUGUAACUGAUUUCAAAUAUAUACUCCAUUCACAGUCAUUCAUAAUUAAUUCAUUUAGUCAUUCAUUUAGGAAACAUUUCUUAAAUAUUCAACACUCUGUGACAAGCACUAGGCUUCAAUGAUGAAAAUAGUUUCUCAGCCUAAAAUGAGUAGUGGUGAGUUCUCAACCAGCUUGUCAAUAAAUAAUUGUCAAUGUGUUAAGUGCUAGGAAAGUUAAGGUUGUGGAGGGGGGGUUAGGAUCACAAAACUAAGUUGGUGGCUUAAGGGAUGAUAGGGAAGUCUUUUUUUUUAAAGUGAUGACUAAGAUGGGUUUGAAAAAUGAAGAGAGGGAGCUAAUCAUCAAAGGGAAAGGCGCACAGGAACAAAAGCCUGGGGACAGAGUGAGGAUGAACGCCAAGUUUCAAAACAAACUGACAAGGUGCCCCUAUAAGGAAGGGGCUCCUUGUCACUCAGACCUGCCUCAGCUGAAGGUGCCAGGCUCUGCUGACUCCCCAUGGAGCCUUACCUUUUCACCGGAGGGACUGGA